CUCAAUCUCUGACCACCCCUACGCCCGGUAGUCACCCUGCAGCCCUUCUGAAGCUCAUUGAAGGCAUAACAACGCAUCAUGUCUGUGGAACGAUUCGACUGCCAUUACUGUAAGGACACUUUGCUCGGAAAGAAAUACAUUUUGAAAGAGGACACGCAAUACUGUACAAAGUGUUACGAGAAUUUGUUCGCUAACUGUUGCGAGGAGUGUUCUUUGCCAAUCGGGUGCAACUGUAAGGACCUUUCCUACAAAGACCGACACUGGCAUGAAAAUUGCUUCAAGUGUGCCAAAUGCAGCAAAUCAUUGGUGGACAAACCAUUUGCUGCUAAAGAUGACCUUCUGCUUUGCACUGAAUGCUAUUCCCAUGAGUACUCCUCAAAGUGCACCACAUGCAAGAAAACCAUUAUGCCAGGUUCACGAAAAAUGGAGUACAAAGGCAACAGCUGGCAUGAAACGUGCUUUCUGUGUCAACGCUGUCAGCAACCAAUGGGAACAAAGUCUUUCAUCCCUAAAGAUAACAAUUACUUCUGCGUCCCUUGUUUUGAGAAGCAAUUUGCCUACCAAUGCUGUGCUUGCAAAAAAGCCAUUACAACUGGUGGUGUCACCUAUCAAGAUAAACCCUGGCACCGUGAAUGUUUUACUUGCAUUGGAUGCAAGAGACAACUGGCAGGCCAGCGUUUCACCUCACGAGAGAAUUACCCAUACUGCCUGGACUGCUUCAGCAACCUGUAUGCCAAGAAAUGUGUGGGCUGCACCAAACCAAUUACUAGCCUGGCAGGUGCGAAGUACAUCUCCUUUGAAGAACGCCAAUGGCACAGUGAAUGCUUCACCUGUAUGCAGUGCUCCGUUUCUCUGGUGGGCCGCGGGUUUCUAACCCAGCGUGAUGACAUCCUAUGUACCGACUGCGGCAGGGAGAAGUGAGCUCACCUGAGUGUCUCACUCAACAGUAUCCCAACUGUUGCUGGACAGCUUCACACAAUGCUUGUGUAGGCAGUUGUUAGUUUUGUUUUGCUAAAACGGUAAAGGUUUGCUUAUACUAAAUUUGGUUUUCUCUUUUCUGUUUGAAUAAAUGAAACAAGGUUGUGUAGAAAGUCUUGACGAAGAAACACGAAAGCUUAAUAGACUGAUGAACUGAAGUGUGUAGUGAUGUGUAGGAUGCAUAAUGGAAUCGCAUUUGAGAUUUGUACUUCAAGCUCACACUAAAUGUGUAUUUUUUUUGUUAAUAAAUGUCUAAUUUCUU
Messenger RNA from Triplophysa rosa, 1240 nucleotides. It is a transcript of the gene fhl5, whose product is annotated as four and a half LIM domains 5. Gene Ontology annotation, cellular component: Z disc; nucleus. The transcript is spliced from 6 exons. The record is from RefSeq and is a predicted model, not a curated record. Lineage: Eukaryota; Metazoa; Chordata; Actinopteri; Cypriniformes; Nemacheilidae. Gene Ontology annotation, molecular function: transcription coregulator activity. Bases 79 to 921 code for a protein of 280 amino acids.